GGGCAGCGGGCACCUCCCGCGGAUAACAAUCUCAAGCUGAUGUAUUUGCUACGUUUGGAAGCUGUCCAGCCACCAGCCCCUUAGCUGCUCUGCUUGCCGAUACUGAAGAUUCAGGGAUUUUUGUUGAUUUAGGCUGUUCAAAAUGAACGAACAUCCUAAAAAGAGGAAAAGGAAGACUCUACACCCUUCUCGAUAUUCAGAUUCUUCAGGUGCAAGCAAAUACAUAGACAACAGUGGAAUAUUCUCAGACCACUGCUAUAGCGUCUGUUUUAUGAAACAGCCAGAUAUAAAGUAUUCUGAAAACAGAGGUAGAUUCCACAACCCCGUGCAGAGCCUCGACACGGACGAUGAUGGGAGCCCAGUGCACGCCGGCACCUCGCACUGGAGCGGGUCCCAUUCAAACGUCGUGGGGUUGCACUACUCAGAGCCUAAAAAGAAGGAUAAAGGUAGAGAUAAAGGUACUAAUAACGGGAUGUGCAGGGACUUGUGCGAUUCGCCUAUAUUCAGUGACAGCCCUACGGAAGAGGAGAAACCCCUCGAUAUUCAAACUGUAGAAAUCUCCACGACAGAAGUGAACGCCGUGGAAGUUCACGAUAUAGAGACACAGACCGUGUCACCCGAGAAGCUGGAAGCUGAGGACCUAGAGGAAAUCCCUCUGGAAACCUGUAAAAUCUUUGAGAAGAACCAGGCGCUGAAUAUCACGGCUCAACAGAAAUGGCCUUUGCUGAGAGCCAACAGCAGCGGCUUGUACAAGUGUGAGCUCUGUGAGUUUAAUAGCAAGUAUUUUUCUGAUUUAAAGCAGCACAUGAUCCUGAAGCACAAGACGUGCGCGGACACCCACGUCUGCAAAGUUUGUAAGGAGAGCUUCUCCAGCAAAGUGCAGCUCAUCGAACACGUCAAACUCCACGAGGAGGAUCCCUACAUCUGUAAAUACUGCGAUUACAAGACGGUGAUAUUCGAGAACCUGAGCCAGCACAUAGCAGACACUCACUUCAACGACCACCUCUACUGGUGCGAGCAGUGUGACAUGCAGUUCUCCUCCAGCAGCGAGCUGUACCUGCACUUCCAGGAGCACAGCUGCGACGAGCAGUACCUCUGCCAGUUCUGCGAGCACGAAACCAACGACCCCGAAGAUCUGCACAGCCACGUGGUGAACGAACACGCCUGUCGGCUGAUCGAGCUGAGCGACAGCUACCACAGCAAGGAGCGAGGGCAGUACAGCCUCAUCAACAAAAUCACUUUUGACAAGUGCAAAAACUUCUUUGUGUGCCAAGUGUGCGGCUUCCGGAGCAGGCUGCACACCAACGUCAACAGGCACGUGGCCAUCGAACACACCAAAAUAUUCCCCCACGUUUGCGAUGACUGUGGGAAGGGCUUUUCAGGUAUGUUGGAGUAUUGCAAGCAUUUGAGCUCUCAUUUAUCUGAAGGGAUUUAUUUGUGUCAAUACUGUGAAUAUUCGACAGGACAGAUCGAAGACCUUAAAACUCAUUUGGAUUUCAGGCACUCGGCAGACUUGCCUCACAAAUGUACCGAUUGCUUAAUGAGGUUUGGAAAUGAGAAAGAUCUUUUAAGUCAUCUUCAGAUACAUGAGACGGCUUGAUUACUUUCCCUGUCAUCGAUUUGUUAGAAUUGGAAUUGAUUUCCAGUCACUAAAAUGUGAUAUUAAAUACGAUUUUCACAGCAAUUACACAAUUCUAAUGUUUUUCUCUUUAUAUCAGCAAAGCAUGUGUAAGAGCUUGGUGGUGUGAAUUUCCUGACCUAGGGGUUUCCAGAGGAAUAAUCACAUUUACAGUGUGAUGGGUCAGAUUUCGGGGGGAGGGACGGGGGGAGUAGUUGCAUGUUGUGAUAGCAGUUCUCACGGUCAUCCCAAGCUUUCACACCUGAUGUAGGAGAGCAGCUCUGGAGCUGAAAAAGGGGGGAAAAAAGCCCACAUCUAGGUCCAUGCUUAAGUAAUGCCACGGUGAUCUCAGCCACGUAUCCAGCCCCCAUUACCCAUCUGGCAGCAGGUCCUUGUGCUGAUGUUUAGCAAAUUGCACCAGCAAAGAUAAGGAUGUUCCCAAAAAUUUCCCAGGCAUGGACCUCUGCAAAUUCAUAUACCAGCCUGUGUUCCCCACCUCACACUUUUGAUAAGCUUUUAAAAUUGUCCUGUUUUUCUCUUGGAGUACCUUAUCACACUUCAUCAUCCUGUUUCUUUGUUGAGUGUUUAAUUUCAGCUCCUGUCUGUGGGACUGUCCAACAGCCCUCUCCUCCACGCAUUUACUACAGGCCUCCCACCUGAUUUUUGUCUCCUUUAUUUGCCUUCGGUUCCUAUCUUUUAAUGCACCAAGGAAAUCACUUUGCUUGUGUGUAGAUUAUCUUUUAAGAAGUAAUUGUAAGGGAAUUUGCAGGGUGAUCCAGCUGAGAACGUACAAAGGCUGUGACUUCCAUAUCUAAAACCCUGAUUUAGCUCUCGCUGAAAUGAUGAAUGUCACCAACCUCAUUUAGAGCAAGCUUCUAUGAGUUUAUAUUAUUCUGUAUAUUUAUAACUACCUUUCCACGGCUAGUAAUUUGAGGAGUUAUUUUAAUUGUCUAAAUUUUAAACUUCUCCUGUAUACUGGCUUAAAUCACUGAUACAGUACUAAACUUUUAUUAUCUUUAUCACUUUCAAAUGGUUUCACGCAUCUCUUCAGAUUAGAUAGCACUGUCCUGCCAUCACAAUCUUUAAAAGUGAAUUUUUAUGAUUCCUUCUAUAUUUCUGAACGGAUCCUUGGACAGAUAAAAGGGUGAGGCCAUUUAGAUGGUGAUAAUUAUCAGGCUGAAAUCACCUGAAAAUUAGUGGUGGAGUUUACAUUUCUUUCUGCAUUGAUUGUAAAUUUGUAAUGUAAGAUUGUCUAAUGCAAGCUUUGUAUAGAUAAAAUCAACAUAUGAAACAUUUCUUGAUGGCUGAGAUUUGGUGUUACCAUCUUCAAGGGUCUUUGCAUUUGAUUGUUAAAGCCAAGGACUAGUUAGCGUGUGUUUCUUUGUAGGAGGCAAGACCAUUUUUUGUCAUUUGGAAAUGCUGAUUUAUUACUAAAUCUUGUGUGUAGUCACUGAGGAGGGCAACCUGAUGGUGUCCCAAAUGCAUUUUAUUAGUCUGUUGUAUAGAGAAUGAAUGUCUGUAGUAGAAUUGCUGGUUUCCUAUUUUGAACACAUUCAUCCUGGCUGGCUAAAAACGGUAGUAAUGGUAUCAUUAACAAAGCACUAAAAAGAAUUAUGUUAUAAUUUCCUGAGAGGGGGGCUGCUGGUUUUCUUAAAGCCCUGCUCUUGGUGAUGACACCCAGGUGGAACAGCGCAGCUGAGCUCUGGAGACAAAGCUGUUCCAGAGGACAAGUGACAAGAAGUGGAAAAAACAUUUUAAAACCCCCAAAAAAUAAGUAAGCGGGCUUAAGAAGUGUGUAUGUUUGUAGAGAACAGCAUUGUCUCCUGUACAGGAAAGGUUGGUCUCUUGCAAAAGUACAGAGCCCUUUGAUACAAAAAACUUGCUCCUUGACUCCUGAAAAGCUUUGUCUCACUUUGACUUGUGUUAUUUCUGAUCUCUAAACCAGGGAUGAAAAUACCCCAUAAGAAUGUUAUGAAGCCAAAUAAUUCCUAACCAAAAUGCACCCCACAGCAUCAAAUGAGGAAUAUAUACAAGUGUAGCUUAGGUUGGAUUUUAUAAAUAAGGGACUAAUGUUAAUGUAAGCUUUUCAACGUGUAUCAAAGUCAAUGGAAAUGUAUAGGAGUAGCUGGUCUGACUUUGCCUUAGCAGGAACACAAGCAGGAUAUUGGCUUCCACAUGCUAAAACAAGAAAGAUAUUAAGUAGUAGAAAAAAUUGGCAGCGAGUGGAGUCUGCCUAGAAGCUGGAAGGCUGCAAGGAAUGACCACACACCUCAAGGACAGCGUGUUGUUCCCCUGGAAGGGAAGAGUUGGGUUUAUUUCUGUGGAGCGUGUGAGGGGAAGGUCAGUGCUGGGACAUGGCUGAACCCAGGUGAACCCAGAGCACGUGGAUGCAGCCAGAGCCUUGGGUCGGCUUUAACCCUGUCGCUGGAGCACUUCAGCCUCUGGAGCCAGAGAAAGGAACUGGAGACAUCGGAAAUUUGCCAAUAUUAUUUUUUUUUUCUCUGAGACAAUAAGCGUAUCAAGCUCAAAUUACUCAUUACACACAUCUGCAAAGUUCAUCGGCUUCAGGAACACUAUUCUAACUAAAAGCUAUACAAAAUCGUGAGAUGGGUUGGGGAAGUAUUUUGUGUUUGGGAAGUAUUUUGUAUUUCGGAAGUAAUUUGUAUUUUAUUCCUCGCUUUUCAGACUUUUCAAGCCUUCAGGUUAGAUGUGUGUUGUGUAUUUCAUCUUUCUGGAUCAUGUUACUGAACAAAAGAAUUUUUAUAUGAAAGACGGUGUUGACUUCAAAAUUUAAAUCCUACUAAUCACUGCAGGAACUUGAACUGUAGUGAGUUGGUGGUGUGUUCUCUGUAAUAUAAUGCUUAUUCAGUGUCCUUGAUUCUCAUUGUUUGUGGUUGUCCUCAUCUUCCUCCACUCUUUCACGGUGCUGUAUCGAAUGUAUAAACUACCGGUGCUUUUUGAACUCCUUGGCAGCCCUUGGCGUUUGUUGUUUUAAGCGGACUCUGAUUAAAAGCUCGGUGCUGA
Molecule: messenger RNA, 4642 nt
Organism: Calidris pugnax (ruff)
Lineage: Eukaryota; Metazoa; Chordata; Aves; Charadriiformes; Scolopacidae
Gene: ZNF639
Product: zinc finger protein 639
Exons: 6
Coding region: 143-1600 (485 amino acids)
Biological process (GO): regulation of transcription by RNA polymerase II
Cellular component (GO): nucleus
Molecular function (GO): RNA polymerase II transcription regulatory region sequence-specific DNA binding; DNA-binding transcription factor activity, RNA polymerase II-specific
Source: RefSeq, a predicted model, not a curated record